Messenger RNA from Chara braunii, 1152 nucleotides. NCBI's taxonomy places the organism in Eukaryota, Viridiplantae, Streptophyta, Charophyceae, Charales, Characeae. The record is from the annotation of a GenBank genome assembly.
GGUGAACAAGUAGGAAGAGAUCUGUUUAUCGAUGGACUUCGCAGUCGAACGAUGAGGGCGAAACUGCAAAGACAGUUCUCCCCCAUCAAUCACACGCUGCAACAGAUCAUGGCAGCUGCAGAGGAAAUGGAACGGAAGUUCGCCGCAAGUUUCCUAGAAGGGGAAGACUAUCCUAGGGAACUGACGUGGACGCGGGACGACGAGCAUCGCGCCUGGAUUGAAUACGUGGAGCUGCUGAUCGUCCAAGCCUGGAGGACGGAGGUGGAGGGGGACCUCCUCGGAUUUCUGUCCGGAUCGGUGCGGCCCGGCCAUCGGCAGCUGAUUGUGCGGGAACUCACAAUCCCCCUCGCGCAGCUGGUCGAUGAUCUUUCCCCCGACAUCAUCUCGCAGUGUGACAAAAGUCCGGUCCCGCACGUCCUUUCGCGAACACUGACGCCCUAUCUACAGUGGUCGGCUUGUCUGGAAGAGCAGGGAGGGAACAACAACCCGCCCUCGCAAGCCGAAUACCUGAACCCACGAAGGAUAAUCGACAUUUCCUACUCCCAGCCUCACACGACCUCCGAAGACGAGGUACUAGCAGAGGAGGAGGAAGAAGAGGAGGAGGAAGAACAAGAGAACGAAGAGGAGGACGACGAGGAAGAAGAAGAAGAAACUCCAGAAGAAGGGAGUUACAGUGAGCAUAGCGAGGGGGAGCAGAGCGAAGAAGAAGAGGAAGAAGAGGACGAGGAGCAAGAAGAGUCUGAGUGGGAAAAUUUGGGCGAGGAAGCAAGCCGCACAGAAGCCCAGGAGGAAGAUCCAAAGGCGACGACACGACGCAGAGAAGAGAUCACGGUUGGUAAGCAACCGCUAGAGUACGCAAGUGGAACGAAUCUGUCGAUCUCAGACGAUCCGACGAAGGAUCCGGAGCCGCCCAAGCCAGAGGAUGGGGACCUAGUUGCCGAGACUUCGAGCACACCGGCCAGGCAGCGGCGAGAUCGAUCCCCCUCCCCCUCCACCUCCACCCCUCUGACAGUUCGAGCUCGUACCGAUGCGGGCCAUCGGGCUUCGUCCCCAGUCCUUAUCCCGUCGUCCCCUUGACUACCUUACCUUCCGACAGAUCACCACCCGCAUCACUUUCCCCCGCAAUCCCUUUUCGAUUGACACCUUGCGCUU